Molecule: messenger RNA, 330 nt
Organism: Trypanosoma theileri
Lineage: Eukaryota; Euglenozoa; Kinetoplastea; Trypanosomatida; Trypanosomatidae
Exons: 1
Coding region: 1-330 (109 amino acids)
Source: RefSeq, a predicted model, not a curated record
AUGGAAAAAUCUCACGGGAUAUCCCUGAUAAUGGGGGUGCCGGAGGGUAAAUGCUGCAAUCUCCGAUGGUUUAAAAAUGAAAAAAAGAAAAGAAACGGGCACACGCUUCGCCGCCCCCAACGGCAAAGGAACUUCCCAACGACACGCGUGACGGGGUGGCGGGCUUUCUCACGGGCGCGGCCCAUGGGAACAAGAGUGUCAGAGGGGAAUUGUUUUCUGUUAGGGGUGAUGUGGAUUUUGGUGUGGAAAUUUGCAGAGGGAAACAAUUGUUGCAAUUUAUUUGUUUCAUGUAUAAACUCUGAAAGGGCAAGCGGAUAUGAUCGCAUUUAG